This is a messenger RNA of Meloidogyne enterolobii, 1521 nucleotides long. Lineage: Eukaryota; Metazoa; Nematoda; Chromadorea; Rhabditida; Meloidogynidae. The record is from the annotation of a GenBank genome assembly.
AUGGAUGAUGAUUGUUGGAAUAUUGGAGGAGUUAAUUCUGAAAUUGGGGGGAAUGUAUCCUCAAUGCUUAUUCGAGAUGAAUUUAUUUUUCAACCUUCACAUUGUGCUGUUUCACCUCCUCCGCCUACAACAACAAGUGUUAUUGGAGGAGGAGCAGGAAGGAAUGAUGGGGGUGUUAAUGGUGUUGGUGGGAGUGCUACCGACUUUCUUUAUGAUUUGUCAGCUCCUUUACUGGAAGAUACAUUCCUAACAUCAAUGCAUAACAAUAUUAACAACCAUUCUCCUUUGGAUAACAUUCCUUGUAGCAGUACUUCUUUGAUUAAUUGCCCUUCUUCAGCUUCUGUCUCUUCAUCAUCUGCUUUUCUUGAAUUGCAACAUCAUCAUGAUGGGUCUGUUGGUGUAUCCCCUUGUUCAUCUUCUACACAUAAUUCAUCUUCUCCGGAUGAUUAUACUUUAUUUCUUGCUCAACAACAACAUCAACAACAACAACAUUUGUUUCAUCAAAACAAUAUUAAACAACAAUUUCCUCAUUUAUUGGCACCAGCGAUCGAGAAUGUUGAAAUACUUCGUCCAAUCCCUCAACUAAUUGAAGAUCAUUCUAUAGCUGGGCAAACAACAAUUGAUAUGCAUCAACAACAGCAAUAUGCUUUUUUAGUUCAACAACAUGCACAGAAUAGUCUUCAAGCAAUGUUUUCAAAUAAUGGUGAACAACAACAACAUUUACAACACCAGUUACAGCAACAACAACAAACAUUAAAUAUAACACAACAAAGAAGAAGAAAAGAUGAGAAUCGAAAUGAGAUGUUUGAACAACGAAGAAAUAGCAACCAUAGUGAAGAUGAUGACGAGGAAGAGGAUGAUGAAGGUGAUGAGGAUAUGGAGGAGGAAAGAGGUGGAAGAAACAAUCAUCAGGUUGAGAUGGCUGAUGUCAAACCAUCAUUCAUUUUGGGUGGCAAUCAUUCACUCAAAUCCCCAACUUCUGGUGGGCCACAUUUUAAUCCCUCUGCAGCAUUCCUUGGAGAAGAAAGCUGUAUUGGUGACUACACGUUAUCUCCCCCACCCCCUCCAUUAACGCCUCCUUCAAAAACACGAUCAAAAAUGCAUGAUUUGGCAUUGAAGCAUCGACUAAUUUCCAGUCAGGUGAAUUUGAGAGGGAACGGAACAAUCCAAUUGUCAAUGGAAGAAAAGAAAACUUUAGUUCAAGAAGGAUUUCCAGUCCCAACAAAAUUGCCGUUAAUGCGUGAAGAAGAGGAAGCGUUGAAGAUUGUUAGGCGCAAAAUUAAAAAUAAGUUGAGUGCACAAGAAAGUCGUCGCAAAAGAAAGGAAUAUAUGGAUAUGCUAGAAAAAAGAGUGCACGCCUAUUUUGCAGAUAAUAAUGCUUUGCGUCAAAAAUUGCGACAAUUGGAAGCUUCUAAUCGUUUUUUACUUGUUCAAUUGCAACAAAAAACAUCAGCAGAAGUUGGUGUAACUACUUCUACUAGUGCUAAUGAAGAACAAGAACAAUCAUCUAUGAAUUGUUAA